AUGCGUACUGCCCCACCGCGAUUUACAGACUCCCCAAACGCACGCUCCAAGUCAAUCACAACUGCAGAAGGCCGCGACACGUACGGAAUUUUAAACCAGCAUUCAGUUGGUAACACCGCAUUCCAAGUAGGUGUAUCUGAAGAUAAGGGUACGCGCAGAUACAUGGAGGAUGCGCACUCUUUUGUCGUCGACUAUGCCGGCGUCAGAGGCCAAGGCUUUUUUGCCGUCUUUGAUGGGCAUGCAGGCAAGCAUGCAGCUGAGUGGUGCGGCCAGCAUUUCCACGAGUAUCUUCUCAACGCACUCCGCACCUCCCGAUCCACCACCAUUCCAGACAUUCUCAAUGAGACGUUCCAUACUGUGGAUAGGCGUCUCUCUCACCUUUGCGAAGAAUCCGAUGGAAAGAUCCAUUCCGGUUGUACCGUAGCAACUGCUUUCCUCCGCAUCGAGGAUGAGUAUGGUCGCCAACCCUUCCUCAAAUCUCCGCCAACCACCCCUGAACACAAUCGGAACCACUCCAGCGGAUCUGAUUCACAUAGUGGAGAGUCGGGCGAGGAAACAGGUCCGUCGGGUGCCAAGAAUCACAAAAAGACGAAGACGGACCUCCCACCUCACCCAUCCCAGCCCGCGACCUCUCCACCGUCGUCUCCUCCGGUUAUCACCCCUCCACGUUCGUGUAGACGCGUGCUUUAUACUGCAAAUGCGGGCGAUGCGCGCGCUGUGCUUUGUCGCGCAGGCAAAGCUGUACGUCUCACAUACGAUCACAAGGGGUCCGACAAACAGGAAGCGAAACGCAUCACGGACGCAGGCGGUUUUGUGAUGAGCGGACGCGUUAAUGGUGUAUUGGCGGUGACGAGAAGCUUGGGUGAUUCUUCGAUGAAAGAGUUCGUCGUUGGGUCCCCUUAUACAACGGAGACACAGUUCUUGAUCCUGGCCUGCGACGGCUUGUGGGACAUUACUGGUGAUCAAAGCGCAAUUGACCUUGUGCGUCAUAUCGAGGACGCACAAGAAGCCAGCUAUACACUCGUGCAGCACGCAUUGUCGCGUCUGACCAAUGAUAACGUCACAGUUGUCGUCGUCCGCUUCAGGAAACCUGCGAAGCGUAGCAGCAGUCGAUAG
This is a messenger RNA of Pisolithus orientalis, 1116 nucleotides long. Its product is annotated as phosphatase 2C-like domain-containing protein. Gene Ontology annotation, molecular function: cation binding; protein serine/threonine phosphatase activity. Bases 1 to 1116 code for a protein of 371 amino acids. NCBI's taxonomy places the organism in Eukaryota, Fungi, Basidiomycota, Agaricomycetes, Boletales, Pisolithaceae. Gene Ontology annotation, biological process: protein dephosphorylation. The transcript is spliced from 6 exons. The record is from RefSeq and is a predicted model, not a curated record.